This is a messenger RNA of Labrus mixtus (cuckoo wrasse), 1770 nucleotides long. RefSeq names its product THAP domain containing 4 (gene thap4). The coding region runs from base 143 to 652 and encodes 169 amino acids. The record is from RefSeq and is a predicted model, not a curated record. Lineage: Eukaryota; Metazoa; Chordata; Actinopteri; Labriformes; Labridae. The transcript is spliced from 5 exons.
UUUAUUUCGGCCGUCUAUAAAAAAAUACGUCACCCAACAAACACACAGUCGCAGUGCAAGUAUAAUUUAUAAACACUAAACUCGGAAUUUCCAACCAGUUUGAUGAAACUGGCUUCUCCGUCUUACACAGUUUGGUGUUUUAAUGGCGUGUCCUGUACAACAAACAGUGGAGCUGAAUCCAGGCCUGCUACCUCUAGACUGGCUUCUGGGCACCUGGGAGUCAGAUGAGCCUGGAGAGGGCUGCUUCCCCACCAUAAAACCUUUCCACUACACAGAGACACUGAACUUCAGCCACGUUGGACAACCAGUCAUCAACUUCAUGUUUAGUGCCUUCAAUGCAGAGACCAAGAAGCCUCUGCACAGGGAGAGUGGCUUCAUUCGGAUGCAGCCAGGAACCAACAGAGUGGCGUUCAUCAUAGCACAGAACUCAGGUGUGGUGGAGAUUGAGGAAGGUGAGCUGACAGGGCAGCAGCUGAACCUGCAGAGCCAGGCUGUGGCCAGAAUCUCUUUUGCCAGGGAGCCACAUGUACAGCAGAUUUCUCGAGUGUUUCAGCUGCGACCAGAUGGGAAGCUGGAGCAGACAGUUUCCAUGGCGACUGACAACCAGCCACUGAUGCAGCAUUUGCACAUAACCUACCGCCGGUCAUCUUGAGUCAUCAUGCUGAAGGGUUUCUUUUAAAUAGAAAUGCCUAGGGCCAAAGAAGAAAAAUAUCACUAAAACACUACGAUCACAGCGGAGUCAGAUAAUGAUCUGCUUCAAUGCAAAGAUAUGCACUGUAAGAAAUCCUGUCAUGGUGUGUGAUUAGUCUGUUAAAUUCACAAAAGUCAAUCAGCUUCAAAAAUAACCACAAGGCAUAUCUUACAAUAAACUCCAUACAGUUAUUACUAGGUUUUUGUUCAGGCUUGUCAGGAGGACAGAAGAAUAAAUGUUACAGUUCCCUCCAAAAGUUAAAGGGGCCCUGUGGACCGUCUUGGUAAACAAACUAGUGAGUGCAUUUCUGUCAUCAUAAAAUCACUUCAAAGCCCCCCUUUUUUUUUUUAAAUGCUGUUUUGUUUACGUUCAUCUUUACCUACCUGCACUCUUCUGCUUUUUGUCUUUGCAGCAUAUUCAGUUAAUAUCAGCAGGCGGAGAUUGUUGGCAAUCUUUAGCAGGACUAUGUAGGGCAUCACUUGUUGCUCUUGCUCAAUUAAGAACAAUAUUGGAAAUAUACUACAUCUUCUACAUCUUAAUAUGUAGAAAAAAAUUAAGAACAAUAUUGGAAAUAUAUUAUAUCUUCUACAUCUUAAUAUGUAGAAAAAUCAGGUCCAUAACACUUUUAGAUAACUUAAACUCCGCAGGGAACAUUUAAUCAAAACAUAUACAAAUAUUUAAAGAUUACACAUUCAUUAAACUGUUAUACUAAAUAACCCUCGGCUUAGUAAACUUUAUGUGCUCCUUACAUUUGUUGUUCAGAUAUUUAAUUGUGGAGAUGUACAGCUUUGAAAGCACUGAUAAAUUAAUGCUGAGUUCAGUGUGCUAUUGUCUUUAGCUUUCAUUGCACUAAUUCAAUAAAACUGAAAGCUAAAGUAACUGCUGUAUCCUCCUGAUGAGGGAGAGGAAAUGUUACACUGGAUGUUGUGGUUGUGUUUGUAAUUAAAGGAGGUAAAAACAAACUUUUGGGAUUCUUUCAUAGGUAUCAGGUAGUUCACUUCAUGUCUCUAAGUCUGAAGGCUCAUGGAUGUUGUCAUUAAUGAGCUACAUUAAAAUAAUAAAAUGUUAUUUUGAUUAUG